GUCAAACUGUGAAUCUCCAACCCUCCAAACGACAUCAUCUCACAAUACGCAGCAGACAAGCAAACAGAAGGGCUAGCUAGCCAGCUAACCCCGCUUAUAUAAUACCAGCCAUGCUUUCACACGCUGGAACAUAAUCUCAUCCCACGAUGGGCGAAUUUACCUUUCAUCUUCUACAUCCUCGGCCACCUAGUAGGUCCUCCUAGACAGACUGCUACGAUCUCCCUGUCUACAAAACCGGAACGUCAAAAUGGGCAAAUUCAAAUGGAACCGCGAGACCCUGAUCUCCUACCUCGGCGGCGACGAGCGCGACCUCCGGGGGCUGAGAAUCCGCCUGACCGACCUGCUCCUGACGCACGACAAGCUGUACAACUCCUGCAGCAGAGCGAGCGGAAGGUCACAGCAGCAGGAAUUCAUUCUGUCUGUUAUAUCCGACCUCCCCGACUAUGUCCAGGAUGCGUCGAGCAAUCUGCGCCGUAUGCAGGGCAUCAUGGGCCUCGUGUGCGUCAUCAAGCGGGACCAUAAAGCGAAACAGCGGCUUAUGAUGACUGCGCCGACGGGCAAUUAUCUUGAUAUCAAACGUUAUGACAGUAGCGACAGCGCUGGCGAGGAGAGCGAUGGUUCAGAAGCAGCCCAUGAGACCCGGGCCCGCGUGGUAGCAACCGGAAAUGAAACUGAAACUGAGUCUGAGCCGAUCGAGUUCACCCGCCAGAGCUCCCCCGCUGUCACUCUGACCCGGUCUCUCUACUACAAUGAUCUCGAGACUGAUCGCGCCAGCACUAUCGCUUACAGCGUGGGCCCUGUUGAGCGGAAGCUGAAGGACGAAUCCUCUACUCCAGGCGCUGAAGGACCGAAGCUUCGCGCAGGAUAUCUGGAGGAACAGUCUCCUCACUUGUAUCAUGACCUGCUGUCCCGCAAUAUCUGGGUCAUCAACGAGGUGAACUCCAGCAGACACGGUCUGUGCACUGUGCAGGAGCUGACAGCUGGUCUUGUUUCCGUCGAUACCGUCCCUCUGCUCACCGAGCUCAACUUCCCGGACUGGCUUCUGAUUGUGAAGAACCAGUGUGGCUAUGACGCUACCGUUCAUCGCUUGGAGUAUCGCCCCUCCGCCAAGGAGUCCCCGGCCGGUCGCCCGAUGACGGUCCCUGUUGGGUCGUCGAGUCAGUGGCGCGGGGCUUUGAAUGCGCAGCUGCGUGCGAAGAUGGUUGUCGAUCCGGUGUUUUAUCUCGUUUUCAAAUGAUGGGAGUCGACGUCUCUUGAGAUGAUACAACUUCGGUAUUCGAGGUCACUGGCUGUGGGAAAGCAGAUUGUUGAGCGUAGAAUGUGCAAGGUGAUUGAAAUUUACCGGAUUGUGGUCGCGUGCUUGCUUUUAUUUCCUGUUUUCUAUCUUCGUUUCCUUUUCUUUCUUUCCUUGAAAAAAUGUCGGCUUCGAUGGCCUGAAAAAUCAGCUUUGAUGAUGAUGAUGUAUGUCUCUGAUUAUGAACAACUACAUAGUUGCAAUUCAUACGAAACAGAUAGGUA
Aspergillus heteromorphus CBS 117.55 is the source of this 1518-nucleotide messenger RNA. RefSeq lists its product as uncharacterized. The coding region runs from base 248 to 1237 and encodes 329 amino acids. NCBI's taxonomy places the organism in Eukaryota, Fungi, Ascomycota, Eurotiomycetes, Eurotiales, Aspergillaceae. The record is from RefSeq and is a predicted model, not a curated record. The transcript is spliced from 3 exons.